Molecule: messenger RNA, 2403 nt
Organism: Sorex araneus (European shrew)
Lineage: Eukaryota; Metazoa; Chordata; Mammalia; Eulipotyphla; Soricidae
Gene: RNF4
Product: ring finger protein 4
Exons: 8
Coding region: 255-827 (190 amino acids)
Biological process (GO): positive regulation of transcription by RNA polymerase II
Molecular function (GO): transcription factor binding; zinc ion binding
Source: RefSeq, a predicted model, not a curated record
AGCCGGCGCCCCGGGAGCGGAAGUGGCUCGCAGUUGCGGCGGCGGCGUCUGACUGGAACGGCUCGGCUCGGUCGCUCCGAGGCUCUCCCUCGCUUUGGGUGUCGGCCGCGGCGCCCGCGGGACGAGAUUGACUCCAGGACUUGUGGGGACUGGACAUCUGGCUGCCCGUCUGCCUGGGCCAGAGGGAGGAUGCACCAGCAGCACGUGCACGGCUGAGACACUUCCUACAGACUCCGCGGCCCGGCCCUAGCAUCAUGAGUACGAGAAAGCGUCGUGGUGGCACAAUAAAUUCCAGACAAGCCCAGAAGCGAGCCCGGGAAGCCGCCCCCACCCCUGAGAUGGCUUUGGAAGCUGAGCCCAUAGAGCUCGUGGAAAGUGCUGGAGAUGAGAUCGUGGACCUUACCUGUGAGUCAUUAGAGCCCGUGGUGGUUGACCUGACACACAAUGACUCUGUUGUGAUUGUGGAUGAGAGAAGACGGCCCAGGAGGAACGGGCGGAGGCCUCGCCAGGAGCAGACUGACAGUUGUGUGGUGAGCAGUGAUGACGAUGAGCUGUCCAGAGACAGAGAUGUGUAUGUCACCACGCGGACUCCCAGACACGCCCGGGAUGAGGCGGCCACGGGGCUCAGGCCAUCCGGGACGGUCAGCUGUCCGAUCUGCAUGGAUGGGUACUCAGAGAUCGUGCAGAAUGGGCGCCUCAUCGUCUCCACAGAGUGUGGCCACGUUUUCUGUAGCCAGUGCCUCCGCGACUCCCUGAAGAAUGCUAACACUUGCCCGACCUGCCGGAAAAAGAUCAACCACAAACGAUACCACCCCAUUUAUAUAUGAGCUGUGCAGCUGCAGGGGAGAGAGUGCGUGCGUGUGCGUGUGCAUGCGUGUGUGUGUGUUUGUGUUUGUGUGUGUGUGUGUGAGUGUGUGUGAAAGAGAGCGAGGGUGAGAGAGAGAAUGAGAGAGAGAGAGAAUGAGAGCGAGAGAGAGUGAGAGCGAGUGCUGGCCAGCUGGCCGGCCUCGCCAGAAUGCCUGCCUGCCUUCAACUCUGAGCUCCAAAAGACCAUUGCAAAGCCAGCUUGGGUUAUGGAAAUUGCUCUUUUCCCCACCCUCGUCCUCCGUGUUUCCUCCAGUCUGAAGCUGGAGGGGCCAUCAGGCACUUUGGACAGAGAGUCAUGGCUCAAGGUGCCUCGAGAGCUGCACCCUUGCCUGGGACUGUCCCACCCGGGGCUCUGUCUGGCGUUCGGGCAGUGGUGUCUCAGCUCAGACUUAAUGAGAGUGCCCAGGUCUGCCCUGUGGCUCCUUCCCACAGUGUGGCUGUGCAGGGUUCUACGGAGCAGGAGAGCCGGUUUCUCAGAGCGACCAUGUGCAAUAAAGCAGUUCUGGGCCCACUGUGGAGUCCCAGAAGACGGGCGGGGAGUGCCCCGGUGAGGGUCUGGAGUGGCCAGUGAGGCAGGGUCUGUGUGCUGCCUCCUGUCUGUCUCUGCUCUCAGGAACACCACAUGGCCAUGCCAAGGACAGGAUGGGGAUGGUAUUUUUGAUGACGUCUGUCCUGGGUUCGCCUUCUGCUCUCAUCCCAGUUCAAACUGCCUAAUGUCUUCUGAGAGGUGGUGGUCAUAACAAUGGCCUUCGCCGCCACCCAUCAUAGCUGCCCCCGAGUGUCAGUUUCUGAAGUGUCCAGCCCACUGUGGCUUUUUUGGCCACCCCCACUUCUGGACUCAGAUGUGUGAGCAAGAAGGUGAGAUGAGGUGGCCCUCCAGGGUGGGGAGCCAGCAGGACCCUGCCACCUGCACCCUGGUCCAGAGCUUCAUCCCAAGCCCAGAGCCUUCCUGGGAGACGUGGAGUGGUGAAGGCCGUGCUCUGGCUUUGCAAGCAAUAAGCGACCUUCAGUUUUCCCUGAAGGAGCAGGGACUUGGCACAGGAAUCACUUUAGCUGGGCGGAAGGAGUGUCCUCUCUGUGAAGAGUUUGUUCCUCACUCUGGCUUUGAGCGUGAAUGCAGGUAGUUUUUGUACUUAGAGAGCUGCCAUUGGUCCCCUCACUCCCCCACCCACCCCUGGGUGGCGCUGCCAUUUGGGUCUCCCAGGCUUGGGGGGAGUUCUCUUGGGUUCGAGCAGUGCCAGGCUUCAGGAGCCAGGAUGACCAUGCCACCAAAAUCUCCUUUAAGUUUAUGCUGACAAAUGGUUGACUGUAUAAGUUUUUUCACUUUCUACUAAAUUAAAUUGGGAAAAAUAGUUUCUACUCUUUAGAAACUGCAAAAUAGGAGAAGGUUGAAGAGGAAAACUCCUUUUUCCCCCGCUUCUUGUACAUAGUUCAAGUCUUUCUUUGUUCCAUUUAAACUGCACCCAUGUAAGUCGUUUUCUUUUGGACUCCUGCUAGUGUUACAGACGGAAAUAAAACCGGUGGUUUGACCUCGUA